Messenger RNA from Phacochoerus africanus (Common warthog), 3071 nucleotides. RefSeq names its product cadherin 8 (gene CDH8). The coding region runs from base 1 to 2166 and encodes 721 amino acids. Gene Ontology annotation, molecular function: cadherin binding; calcium ion binding. The record is from RefSeq and is a predicted model, not a curated record. NCBI's taxonomy places the organism in Eukaryota, Metazoa, Chordata, Mammalia, Artiodactyla, Suidae. Gene Ontology annotation, biological process: calcium-dependent cell-cell adhesion; homophilic cell-cell adhesion; cell morphogenesis. Gene Ontology annotation, cellular component: catenin complex; plasma membrane; axon terminus. The transcript is spliced from 11 exons.
AUGGGGGGAAAAAAAGAACUACACACAGACCUGGAUCCUGGGAGCAAAAAAAUCAAAUAUAUCCUAUCAGGUGAUGGAGCUGGGACAAUUUUUCAAAUAAAUGACAUAACAGGCGAUAUCCAUGCUAUCAAAAGACUUGACCGAGAGGAAAAAGCUGAGUACACCCUAACAGCUCAGGCAGUGGACUGGGAGACAAAUAAGCCUCUUGAGCCUCCGUCUGAAUUCAUUAUUAAAGUUCAAGACAUCAACGAUAAUGCACCAGAGUUUCUCAAUGGGCCCUAUCAUGCUACGGUGCCAGAGAUGUCCAUUUUGGGUACAUCUGUCACUAAUGUAACAGCCACCGAUGCUGAUGACCCAGUUUAUGGAAACAGUGCAAAGUUGGUUUAUAGUAUCUUGGAAGGACAGCCUUAUUUUUCCAUUGAGCCUGAAACAGCAAUUAUAAAAACCGCCCUUCCCAACAUGGACAGAGAAGCCAAGGAGGAGUACCUGGUCGUUAUCCAAGCCAAAGACAUGGGUGGACACUCUGGUGGCCUCUCUGGGACCACAACACUCACAGUGACCCUUACUGACGUCAAUGACAAUCCUCCAAAAUUUGCCCAGAGUCUGUAUCACUUCUCGGUACCAGAAGAUGUGGUUCUUGGCACUGCAAUAGGGAGGGUGAAGGCCAAUGAUCAGGAUAUUGGGGAAAAUGCACAGUCAUCCUACGACAUCAUUGAUGGAGAUGGAACAGCACUCUUUGAAAUCACUUCCGAUGCCCAGGCCCAGGAUGGUAUUAUACGCCUGAGAAAGCCCCUGGAUUUUGAGACCAAAAAAUCCUAUACGUUGAAGGUAGAAGCAGCCAAUGUCCACAUUGAUCCACGUUUCAGCAGCCGGGGGCCCUUUAAAGACACAGCGACAGUCAAAAUUGUUGUCGAAGAUGCUGAUGAGCCUCCGGUCUUCUCCUCCCCGACUUACCUCCUUGAAGUUCAUGAAAAUGCUGCUCUAAACUCCGUGAUUGGGCAAGUGACCGCACGUGACCCUGACAUCACGUCCAGUCCUAUAAGGUUUUCCAUCGACCGGCACACUGACCUGGAGAGACAAUUCAACAUUAAUGCAGAUGAUGGGAAGAUAACCCUUGCAACACCCCUUGACAGAGAAUUAAGCGUAUGGCACAACAUAACAAUCAUCGCUACUGAAAUCAGGAACCACAGUCAGAUAUCCCGAGUACCUGUUGCUAUUAAAGUGCUGGAUGUCAAUGACAACGCCCCUGAAUUCGCAUCCGAAUAUGAGGCAUUUUUAUGUGAAAAUGGAAAACCCGGCCAAGUCAUUCAAACAGUGAGUGCCAUGGACAAAGAUGAUCCCAAAAAUGGACAUUAUUUCUUAUACAGUCUUCUUCCAGAAAUGGUCAACAACCCGAAUUUUACCAUCAAGAAAAAUGAAGAUAAUUCCCUCAGCAUUUUGGCAAAGCAUAAUGGAUUCAACCGCCAGAAGCAAGAAGUCUAUCUUUUACCAAUCAUAAUCAGUGAUAGUGGGAAUCCUCCUCUGAGCAGCACCAGCACCCUGACCAUCCGGGUCUGUGGCUGCAGCAGUGAUGGUGUUGUCCAGUCUUGUAAUGUUGAAGCUUAUGUACUUCCAAUUGGACUCAGUAUGGGCGCCUUAAUUGCCAUAUUAGCAUGCAUCAUUUUGCUGCUAGUCAUCGUGGUGUUGUUUGUAACUCUGCGGCGACAUAAAAACGAGCCUUUAAUUAUCAAAGACGAUGAAGACGUGCGAGAAAACAUCAUUCGCUACGACGACGAAGGAGGAGGGGAAGAAGACACGGAGGCUUUUGACAUCGCAACUUUACAAAACCCAGAUGGAAUUAAUGGAUUUUUACCCCGUAAAGAUAUUAAGCCAGAUUUGCAGUUCAUGCCAAGGCAAGGGCUUGCUCCAGUUCCAAACGGUGUGGAUGUCGAUGAAUUCAUAAAUGUGCGGCUGCACGAAGCAGAUAAUGACCCCACAGCGCCGCCCUAUGACUCCAUUCAGAUUUAUGGCUAUGAGGGCCGGGGGUCUGUGGCUGGCUCCCUCAGCUCCUUGGAGUCGGCCACCUCAGACUCAGACCAGAAUUUUGACUACCUCAGUGACUGGGGUCCCCGCUUUAAGAGACUGGGUGAACUCUACUCUGUAGGUGAAAGUGACAAAGAAACUUGACAGAGGAGGAGAAAUCGAUCCAUGGGAACUGAGCAUUCUGUAAUAUUCUAGGGUCACUCCCCUUAGAUACAACCAAUGUGGCUAUUUGUUUUAGAGGCAAGUUUAGAACCAAUCAUCUAUAAACUCAACUGCAUUUUAAUGUCGAACCAAAAAAAUUAAUAAUAAAAAUUUUUACAAAGUAUAUGUUAGGAGGUUAUAAAUCUUGUGGAGUGUGAAUUAAAGUAUGUGGAGUGUCUAGAAGUCUUUGGAUAUUUGAUAUUUACCUGACCACCACAGACAAAGAUUGGGAUCCUGGCUAAUCCUUAGUGCAAUGGUUUAAAAAAGAGGAAAAAAUCAAAAUUAAAAAGGUGCUUUCUUAGAAAAAUGGACCUGCAAGAAACUUGCUGCUGAUAUGUGUCUUCUGCAAGGAUUUUUAUAAAUGCAAAUGGUUUUUCCCCUUCACCAGUAAGGAUCCCGCUACAAAUGAUAAAGCAAUACUUGGUCUGCUGUACAUUCUGACUUUUUGGAGUUUUGGGAGGCCUCCUAGAUUACACGGUACGGUGACCACACAUUGUACAUAAUUGUUGGCCCCACUCAUCAGAGACUGAAUAGCAUCUUUAAAUAUUGUGUCGAGCCUUAAAAUAUUCACAUGUUCGUAAUCCAUUCCAGGGCGAGGAAUGCCAGCUCAGUGGUGGGAGGAGAGAAAUCCCAUUCAAACAGGCUUGUUUUCUGGAAGCAGGAUGACUCAUUCCCUCCACUUCAUCUUCUCCCACAAGGACACAAAGAUAAACUGUAUCACACAGCGGACUACAUGAGAGACAGAUGGUUUUAUCGCUAGCGCGUGGAUUUAUUUGUUUAAUCCUCGAAAUAAAUAUUUUAUUGAUGUCCAUUAAUGCUUUUAUUUAUUAAGGUUGGUAAUCUAUAGA